AUGGCUGGAUUCACUGCUGCACCCCUUCGUCAUAGGCUGCUCUUUUCCUCGCUCACCAAAUUGGAAAUUUAUGGGGAUAAUAAGGUGAAGAGCUUCACAGAGGAGCAAGAGGACCUUCUGUUCGUCAACUCCCUCGAGGAUAUCGCAUUUUGUGGUUGCCAGAACCUGCAGUCUCUCCUAAACGGCUACAUGGACUUGGCAACCUCAAGAGGUACCUUCCACCCUAUACAUCAAACUGGUGUGGGAUGGGGAAAAACAGUGCCAGUCUCAUCAAAUAAAGCACAAGAUAAUAUGACAGUUGUUGAAUCAUGGUAUAAUGCAAAUUAUUUGCUUUGCCCACAUCUCAAUGACUAUUGA
This is a messenger RNA of Miscanthus lutarioriparius, 357 nucleotides long. The record is from the annotation of a GenBank genome assembly. Lineage: Eukaryota; Viridiplantae; Streptophyta; Magnoliopsida; Poales; Poaceae.